AAGGAAGCGAUGCCCUACAGUAGAAGCAGCCAGCACAUGGCGACUGCUGCUAAAUAGGAGACAGAAUCACGUUAAACGACAUCUGUGAAGGUCCUCGGGACUUGACGAGAAAAGAUUUGUCAGCUUCUAAUUCAACCAUGGUUUCCUUUGACUAUGUAACUCACAAGAUAGUGACUUACAUCCCAUAUGUUCUUGUUUUGAUUGACAUGCGAUAUGAAGGAGUGAACUGUGGCAAAGAUGGGAGUGUGGACAAUCAUAUGGAGAUGGGAAAGAAACUUCUUGCUGCUGGCCAGCUGGCUGAUGCCCUCUCUCAUUUCCAUGCUGCUGUGGAUGGAGAUCCCAACAACUACUUGGCUUAUUACAGGCGGGCUACAGUGUUCCUCGCGAUGGGAAAGUCCAAAUCUGCACUGCCAGACUUGAGCAGAGUGAUUGAACUCAAACCAGACUUCACAUCUGCCCGUCUUCAGAGAGGAAACCUGCUUUUGAAACAAGGAAAGCUGGACGAAGCAGAGGGUGACUUCAAGAAGGUGCUCAAGUCCAACCCCAGUGACAAAGAGGAGAGAGAAGCUCAGAACCAGCUGGCGAAGUCCGACGAGCUUCAGCGGCUGGUGGCUAUGGCGCAUCGCAGCUACAGCAGCAAGGACUACACGACGGCUGCUGCCCAGCUCGACACAAUCAUCGAGACGUGUGUCUGGGACGUGACCUCUCGCGAGAUGAGAGCCGACUGCUUCAUUCAGAUGGGAGAGAUGGGGAAGGCCGUCAGCGACCUCAAAGCUGCAUCCAAAUUAAAGAACGACAACACGCAAGCCUUCUACAAGCUCAGCACCAUCUACUAUCAUCUUGGAGACCAUGAGAUGUCGCUCAAUGAGGUGCGCGAGUGCCUGAAGCUGGAUCCUGACCACAAGCAGUGCUUCAGCCAUUACAAGCAAGUCAAGAAGCUCAACAAACAGAUCCAGGCUGCAGAGGAACUCAUCCAGCAGAAGAGGUUUGAAGAUGCGGUGAGUAAGUAUGAGACAGUGAUGAAGACUGAGCCCAAUGUGCCCCAGUUCUCCCUCCUCGCCAAGGAGCGAAUCUGCCACGCACUCACACAGGACCAGCAGGCAAGCAGAGCUGUCUCGGUGUGUAGCGAAGUCCUCCAGUCGGACCCCGAGAAUGUGAACGUACUGAAGGACCGGGCCGAGGCGUACAUCCAAGAUGAACAGUAUGAAGAAGCCGUUCGAGACUACGAGACGGCCGCGAAACACAGCGAGAACGACCAUCAGAUCAAAGAAGGCCUGGGGAAGGCUCAGCGGCUCCUCGAGCAGUCGCAGAAGAAGGAUUAUUAUAAGAUCCUGGGAGUGAAGAGAACCGCUCAGAAGAAGGAGAUCAUUAAAGCCUACAGGAAACUGGCCCAACAGUGGCACCCAGACAACUUCCAGGACCCAGAAGAGAAGAAGAAAGCAGAGAAGAAGUUUAUAGACAUCGCUCAGGCUAAAGAGGUUCUGACUGAUCCAGAAAUGAGAACCAAAUUUGAUCACGGCGAAGAUCCCAUGGACCCAGAGAGCCAGCAGGGCCACCAUCAUCAACACUUCCACGGCGGUUUCCAAGGCUUCCAGGGUUUCAACCCGUUUGGCUCCGGGCCCUUUAACUUUAAAUUUAACUUCAACUGAGACGAGCGCUGAACCAGCAGAACUGGAGCAGAAUUUUAUUAUCCUCUGUGUACAAGGGAGAUGACUGGCAUUUAAAAAAAAAAAUGUUGGUUUAUAACGUGGAGGACUUUAAUUCACUGACUUUUUAAGGUCCGACAGAGGGGGUUGUUGCCACGCUGUCAGAUGCGGCUGAUCGUCAUGUCGGCUGAUCGUGACGCUUUGUUUCAGUAAACUGAUCAAACGUUUCACAUCCAUUCACAAGA
This is a messenger RNA of Nematolebias whitei (Rio pearlfish), 1891 nucleotides long. RefSeq names its product DnaJ (Hsp40) homolog, subfamily C, member 3a (gene dnajc3a). Gene Ontology annotation, biological process: protein folding in endoplasmic reticulum. Gene Ontology annotation, molecular function: misfolded protein binding; protein-folding chaperone binding. Bases 138 to 1649 code for a protein of 503 amino acids. The transcript is spliced from 12 exons. Lineage: Eukaryota; Metazoa; Chordata; Actinopteri; Cyprinodontiformes; Rivulidae. Gene Ontology annotation, cellular component: endoplasmic reticulum. The record is from RefSeq and is a predicted model, not a curated record.